AGGAGGGCGCGUGGGUGUUGUAAUUUAAGCACAGCUGCUUCAAAUCUGGCAUGGAGGAGUUAAAGAAAAGAGAGUUUGAUGUGGAUAAUCUGAGCAAGCCAGAACUGCGGAUGCUCCUUAGUGUAAUGGAAGGGGAACUGGAAGCACGGGAUCUUGUAAUUGAAGCCUUGAGGGCACGCCGGAAGGAGGUUUUUAUCCAGGAACGGUAUGGGAGGUUUAAUCUUAGUGACCCAUUUCUGGCUCUGCAGAGAGACUAUGAGGCAGGUGCUGGUAGUAAAGAAAAGAAGUCCAUCUGUACCAACCCCCUCUCCAUUUUAGAAGCUGUCAUGUCUCACUGCAGAAAAAUGCAAGAGAGAAUGUCCGCUCAGUUGGCUGCUGCUGAAAACAGACAAAAGAAGUUGGAAAUGGAAAAGUCUCAGUUACAGAUGCUUGAGCUGGAGCAUAAGAAGUUGUCUGCUCGCCUUGAAGAAGAACGUGGCAAGAAUAAACAUGUAGUAUUGAUGCUAGUGAAAGAAUGUAAACAGUUGUCUGGCAAAAUUAUAGAGGAAGCCCAGAAACUGGAAGAAAUAAUGUCAAAAUUUGAAGAAGAAAAAAAAAAGGCUAAUGAAUUGGAGGAAUCUCUUGCAGCUGAGAAACAAAGGAGUACACAAAUGGAAGCUCAAAUGGAAAAACAGCUCUCUGAGUUUGACACAGAAAGGGAGCAACUGCGUGCCAAACUUAACAGAGAGGAAGCACAUACUAGUGACCUCAAAGAAGAGAGAGAUAAAAUGAGAAAAAUGAUUGAGCAGUUAAAAAAGGAAAAUGACAGUAAACCAAACCUUUCUCUCACUUGUAGAAAUAAAGAUAAGGGUUUUGUUUCAGUAUCUGUUGGAACAGAAGUCCCAGCUUCAAGAACUAUUGCCUGUCAGACAGAUAUAAUGCCGACGGACAUUAGCACUGAAAAUGUUAGGAAGUUGCCUUUGACUGUGCCUGUAAAGCCUUCAGCAGUGAACUCUCUGGUUUCUGGCAGCACAAAAACGAAUGUAUCCGCCAAUGCAGCAUUUGUGAAACCAGUCAUUGAUAGGCACUUUUCCUGUAGUGAACUGAUUAUCCCAUCCACAACUCCUAUUCCGACUCCAAGUCAAAACAGAAUUGAGGAAAAUGGACCAAGUACUGGCUCAUCACCAGAUUUUACAAAUAGCACUUCCCCCUUUCCAAGCAAUGCUGCCCUCUCCGUUUCUCCAGCAUCAAGUAUUGCAUCUCAGAACCACUCACUAGCUUCGUCUAUGCACAGUUUACAGUCACAGUCUGCCAACACUACUGUGCAUCCAGGCCUAAAUCCUCGAGUCCAAGCAGCUAGAUUUAGAUUUCAAGCUAAUGCUAAUGAUCAAGACCAAAAUGGAAACACUACCCAAAGCCCUCCAUCAAGGGAUGUCUCUCCCACUAGUCGUGACAACCUAGUUGCCAAACAGCUAGCUCGGAAUACUGUCACCCAAGUCCUUUCAAGAUUUACAAGUCCUCAAGGUGGUGCUACUUUGCGGCCUGGAAUGUCACAUUCAGUGGAAGUUGGCACCUAUCCCCCAGUUGGUAGAACGGGUUUAAAGACUCCCAAUGUAUCAAGAAUUGACAGAGGAAAUCCUCCACCUAUUCCUCCAAAAAAGCCAGGGCUUUCACAAACUCCUUCUCCACCACACCCACAGCUUAAAGUUAUUAUGGAUAGUAGUCGAUCCUCUAAUAUAGGUGUAAAAUUUGACAGCAAAACCAUGAUUUCACCUCCUUCCAGUUCACCACAAGGAAUCAGGGUAAUAAAUGAGGAAAUUAUUUCUAAGUCCUCACCUCAGCUGCCACCAAAACCUACUAUAGAUAUAUCUAUGGCAUCUGCAGGCUGUGCCAUACCAGCCAUGGCCACAUCUCAGGUGGGUGCCUGGCCUUCCCAAUCCCCUGGACUGAACCAACCUGCAUGUUCAGAAAGUUCCUUUGUCAUUCCCACCACCAUUGCCUGUAGCUCCUUCAUAAACCCUAUUAGUGCUUCAUCCUGUAGACCAUGUGAUUCAGACAGCCUACUGGCAACAGCAUCAGGCUGGUCUCCCUCCCUAACCCCUUUGUUAACGAGUGGUGGUCCUGUCCCCCUGGGUGGCAGGCCCACCCUUCUUCACCAAACUGCUGCCCAGGGAAAUGUCACUUUAUUGUCAAUGCUGCUUAAUGAAGAAGGAUUGGACAUUAAUUAUUUCUGUGAAGAUGGUUAUUCUGCCUUGUAUUCUGCUGCUAUGAAUGGACAUACAGAUGCUCUUAGAGUACCUUUAAGGAUUUCAGUCAGUGAAAUAGAACUAGCCUACUGUGGUACAGAGGAUUGUGACACAGAAAACACAAUAUGUUCUUUAAAUAUCCGCAAACAGACAUCAUGGGAUGAUUUUUCAAAAGCAGUGAGUCAGGCGGUGACAAACCAUUUCCAAGCAAUCACCUCUGAUGGAUGGAGGAGUCUAGAAGACCUGACAUUUAAUAAUGCUGCAGAAUCCAACAUUGGCCUCAGUGCAAGCAGUAUAUUAUCCAUCAAAAUAGGAAAUGUUCCAUGGUCAACAGGUCAGAUUUUUCCACAGGCACCGUGGGAUUUUUUGAAGAGGAAUAAAACAGAACACAUAACAGUGUUUUUAUUCGGUCCUCAAGAAGGCUGCUUAAACAGUGUGACUUACGCAUCUAUGAUCCACCUUCAGAUACUGCAGAACUACCUCCGGCUGGUUGAACAAUACCGUAAUGUCAUCUUUCAUGGUCCAGAAGGAAGUUUGCAAGACUACAUAGCACAUCAGAUAGCACUCUGUAUGAAGAAAAAGCAAAUGGCUGCCGGAUUCACCUGUGAAAUUGUUAAAGUUGAAGUGGAUGCUGAUUUCUCCAAGGAGCAGCUUGCAGAAUUAUUCAUCAAUAAUGUUCAGAGGUAAAGUGCCCCCUCCAUGGGAUCCAGUGUGCAAGAUCAUAGACUGGAUUCUUGCCGUUUGGCACCAGCUGAACUCCUGCUUAUCCCGUUUAGGUGCACCUGAAGCACUCAUAGGGCCAAAACAUUUCUUCUCUUGUCCGGUGGAGCCUGGGCAUGGCCAAAUCACAGUGAAGUGGCUGUCCAAAUUAUGGAACACUGUCAUUGCUCCCAGAGUUCAAGAAGCAAUACUCUCCAGAGCCUCUGUGAAGAGACCGUCUGCACUGGGACAAACAGCAGCCAAAAAAAAUCCUAGUCAAGGCCAACAGGCUGUGGUUAAAGCAGCUCUCAGUAUCUUGCUAAACAAAGCUGUUCUGCAUGGCUGUCCUCUUCCACGAACAGAUCUGGAUAGAUAUAUAGCAGACUUUAAAGGAGGAAAUUUCCCCUUAGCCAUGGUUUCAAGCUAUAAAAAUUGUAAUAAGAAAAGAGGAGAGAAUGCUUCCUGGAGAAAGGUGAGCACAAGUCCUCGUAAGAAGUCAGGCCAUUCAUCUUCCCAAUCAUGGAAUAAGCAGGAGGCAAAUACAGAAGGUAUAAAAAGAAAGAAUGUGUUGCAACAAAAUUGCAACAAAAUGGCUUCUCUUAUCAAAAACUCUUCAGAGAAUGAGCAGCUAAAAGUGUUAAAUCUGGAGCAAAGGCUGUCCCUUGGUUCUGAUGAUGAAGUAGAUCUUGUGCAGGAACUUCAAAGUAUGUGUUCCAGCAAAUCAGAGUCUGAUAUAAGCAAGAUUGCUGAUUCUAAGGAUGAGCUGGUUAUGUUCAGAAGCUCUCAAAUUGAUCCAAUAUUUUCAGCAAGCAGUACUAAUCCAAGUAAAUCGGUGUCACAAAAGGAUGGGAUCCGUCCUCUCAGCAGCAAUCGCACUGUGGAAUGCACCAACAGUAAAUCAAAGACUGAGUUGGGUGUUUCAAGAGUUAAAUCUUUUCUUCCUGUUCCCAGAAGUAAAGUCACCCAGCCUUCUCAGUACGCAAAAAGCAGCAGCAGUAAUACAAGGCAAAUAGAGGCAGAUGAUGAUAACUCAAAAGAAAAGAUUUGGAAUUUGCACAAAAAAAUACAAAUAGAAAAAUCUAAUAAAUAGAUCUGCCUAGCAUACAGUUUUCAGUGUUCACGUAAUCUCUGUAUUAAAGAACAAAGAACUCAAAUAUGUAAAUAAUUUUUUAAAAUUAAAAUGGUUUCCUUGUAAUGUAAUGUGUGUACGGGACCACAGUUUAAUUUGUAUGUAAAUAAGAUGUUCAUAAUGAAAAUAUUUUAUUGCUUUAAUCUGGAAAUUAUAUUGAUUUAAACUUAGUAGUGGGAAGUUAUGCCAACCUCAUAAAUGGGUUUUCUAAUAUGGAAAUUACUAUUGCUUAAAUGAUUUUAUUCAGGGGUAUCACCACAGAAAAGUGUGUGUGUGUGUGUGUGUGUAUAUAUAUAUAUAUAUAUAUAUAUAUAUACAGUAUAUAAAUAUAUUCUAUGAAAUUCAUGUGUUGCAUAAAGAUGAGUUGCACAAUAUGUUCAGUACUGGCUUAAAGCUAAUGUACAUGCAUUUUAAAGACUGAACAUGUUUUUAUCUUCACUUAAUGAAAAGUGAAUGGAAUGUGGCAAUAAUUAAAACGAUUGGAAACUUAGAUCAAUUACUUUCAGCUACAAGCCAUAUUAAAUAUUUUGAUUACCCCACAGUCUGCCUGCUGAAAUGUGCUUUUGUUUCUCUCUUGCUUAUUGUAGGCUUCAUGUGUUGGAACUGUUAUGAGUUUGCAUUAUGACUCCUAUCUUUAAAAAAGAAAAGGGAGAGAAAUUAUAAUGCAAUAAAUCAGUUAUUUCACACCACUUCCCACUCUUUGGGAUGGUCGAAAAUUUGCUCCUCUAAUAAUGGAGUUCUUAAUGUAUGAUGUAAAACUUUUCUACUCUUUCAAUAGCAUUUUAAAAAAUGAAUAUAGGAAAUGAUGUUUUACCAAAACAGAUCUUAUUGAAAGAAUUACAGCACAAGUUUAAUUACACGGUUGUUCAGAGAUAAUGUAUCAGCAAUAACAUGAAUUACCAUGUAAUUACCAUUUUUUAUAGUGGAUUUACUAUGUAGUUGCUGUGAAAUAACAUUUGAAUUGCAGUUAACCUGAAAUAUUUUUUAUCUCACUACAGACUUAAAUUACUUUCCCAUUAGAGGAACUGUGUAUAUGUGAAGGAAAUAUUCCAUCUAUCCAUCCACUUUAUGGUGGCCACAAUUUAUACUUGUGAAUAGUAAUAAUGUGGAUACAAUCACUGUCUUGGUACCUUAUCAUCUAGUCAGAAGAGGAGGAUACGUAGCUUCCUUAAGAUCAGACCUCAGUGCCACCUGGUGAAUUAUCAAGAGGUUGCUUUAAGAGAGGUAUGGGCAACAUGCUCAUCCCUGCGCCUUCCAAAAGAGCACUGUUCAAGUUAAUUUUGGAAGGGGCAAGAGUUACAUAAAUGUACUCCUAGCACUUCACCACAAUGAGUAAGGCAGCCAUCCCAAACUCAUGUCAAUAAAACUUUUGUAUUGCUCCA
Messenger RNA from Trachemys scripta elegans, 5435 nucleotides. RefSeq names its product cortactin binding protein 2 (gene CTTNBP2). Gene Ontology annotation, cellular component: glutamatergic synapse. Gene Ontology annotation, molecular function: protein binding. NCBI's taxonomy places the organism in Eukaryota, Metazoa, Chordata, Testudines, Emydidae. Gene Ontology annotation, biological process: regulation of synapse organization. The record is from RefSeq and is a predicted model, not a curated record.